AUGGCAGGUGCUGGUGACGGGAUCCCGACCUUCAAGCUCGUCUUGGUAGGUGAUGGUGGAACAGGAAAAACAACCUUCGUUAAGCGCCAUUUGACUGGAGAAUUCGAGAAGAAAUAUGUCGCAACCCUUGGAGUGGAGGUGCACCCUCUUAUUUUCCAUACUAACCGAGGGCAAAUUCGAUUCAACGUAUGGGACACUGCUGGACAGGAAAAAUUCGGCGGCUUGCGUGAUGGCUAUUACAUUCAAGGUGCAAUUGAUUUUCACACAUGCUAUAUUGACUUCUCAUUGAAACCAAGUUGUUCAGGACAAUGUGCAAUCAUUAUGUUCGACGUAACAGCCCGUGUCACUUACAAGAAUGUUCCUAACUGGCACCGUGAUUUGGUUCGAGUUUGCGAAAACAUUCCUAUUGUGCUGUGCGGAAAUAAGGUUGACGUUAAAGAUCGAAAAGUGAAAGCAAAGACGAUCACUUUCCAUCGCAAGAAGAAUCUUCAAUAUUAUGAUAUAUCUGCUAAAUCCAAUUAUAACUUCGAGAAGCCGUUCCUGUGGUUGGCUCGCAAGCUCCUCGGUGACCCUAAUCUAGAGUUCGUGGCUAUGCCAGCACUUGCUCCACCCGAGGUUACGAUGGAUCCAGCGAUGGUUGCACAGUACGAGGACGAUUUGAGAAAGGCUGCAGAUGCUGACUUGCCCGAUGAUGAUGACGAUCUCUAG
Ostertagia ostertagi is the source of this 708-nucleotide messenger RNA. The record is from the annotation of a GenBank genome assembly. NCBI's taxonomy places the organism in Eukaryota, Metazoa, Nematoda, Chromadorea, Rhabditida, Trichostrongylidae.